CAUCGACAGGACGCUUAAACUAGCUAGGAGACCAAUAGUUCACAAAAGAGAAGAGCGUUAUAGAAAUCGAUAAUGCUGGAAUCUACACGAUCGAGUAUCAAUUGGUCCAAACCUUCAGCAACGUAUGAAAAAAUAUGGAAUCAUGAUAAUUUAUGUUCUUGAUAGCUGUUUGCCUCAGCAAUUCAAAGGUUCCCGCUACAUAUUGAGAUAUAUCUCUUAAAAGCGAUGGUAGAAAACUAUGAAAUCACUCGUUUUUGCUGCCCUUGUCCUUUGGAUUUCUUCGUUAGCAAUGCAACAAUCGGACGGACCUCUACAAUGUGUGAUCAUCCAAGAUAAACAGGGUCUAACAGUGCCGUUUAAUCCUCCAUCGUUUUUGACCUCCAAUAUCAAAACACAGUGUCAAGUUUAUGGGUCAGGACAAGGGAUGCUGAGAUGUGGAACGUCAAAUGUGUAUGUAAGACCAGAAUGUGUCUGUUCUUUCUACAACGUGUAUGAGGCCAAGUACCACAAUUUCUCAUCUUGUCCUCAAGGAGAGAAAUCAGAUGAUGUCACAAAAUUAAAAUGUCCUGAUUGCUUGAUGUAUAGCUGGAAUAGAAAAGGACCUUGUAUCAAUGGAGGUAAUCUAACAUGUAGAGGGAACGAAGUGGCUCCUAAUAUUAAUUGUCGAUGUCCACGGAACUACAAGGGAAUGUUCUGUGAGGAAAAAUUAGAAAAUGUAACGAGAAUAUGUGAUAGAACUUCAAUCUCAUUAACAAAAGGCCUGACAAGCUGUGACUUGACAAGAAUGGAAUGUGUUACCUUCAGUAGGAAUCGUCUGUACGCUUACAAAUGUCAGGAGACUGAUGCCUCCCAGGAGAGAAGAGGAUUACCGUUGUGCGUUGACACAGAAACUACCACACAAUUACUUGUUAGAGCCCCAAUUUACCCGACAACGGUGAAACCUACUAAGCCUGAUCAUAGUUUAUCUUCAUCUGCAAAUAUAAUUAAGUUUACAUAUGUUUUAACAUAUAUUUCAUUAUCGUUACAAUUGUGAGAUACAAAAUUAAAGUGUAUUAUAAACAUUGGAUAUAUUGUGCCCGUAAAAAUACAAACCAUCCAUGAUUGUAUAUGUUAUUCAAGUCAUUCAACAAAAAUGAAAUUUGCGUACAAACUUUCAUGGAUCAAUGCAAGAGAAUCUAUCACACAAGAUUGUAGAUUUUUGUACUUUUAAUAUGUACAAAAAUGCAACAUUUCGACUGGUUAUAUUCGUAUUUAUAGAAACCUUAGGUCUAACGUUAGGCAAGUUCCUGCGUAAACAUUCAGUAAUUUGUACAAUAAAAAUAAUCUCCCUGUGGAAGAGAAUAGAAUUGUCAAAUUAUUAUGAAGUCAAUUCAAUAUGUAACUUUUCCACACAAUGACCAAAGUAUAUCGCAAGAAGGAAGAAAAGUAUACAGUCUGAAAUCAUUGUUUGAUUUCUAAAAGCAUUCUUGUACAUGUACUAAAUUUUAAAAAUACAUUAAGGUCCAUAUUUUGAGAUGUAAAGUUGGUUAUUUUCAUAUUUAUAUCGUACUUGUAUACAUUGAAGUCAAUUACAUAUGAAAAAAAGCUCUAAUUUGCAUUAAAUCGAUGUACAUUUUACUUGUUUGUAUCCUAGUAUAGUGUUUAAUCUGUUAAUGUAAACGGAAAAGAAUUAUAUAGAGAAAAGGAUUUUGUUUGUUUUUGUUUCAAAUUUUCCUUUUUUAUAAAGAAGACCUUACAAGCUUCUCUGAGUUUUGUGUCUCGAUAUUAGAAUUAUAGUAUAAAAUCGGGUACAUAUUAUUGUAAUUAAAAGAUGCGUAGAGGAACAUAUAUGGCGUAAACUUUUAUUUCCGAGUAUAUAUUAAGCAUCUAUGCACAUUUAUUUUUAGAAAUAUCAAAUUGUUUCAUUUUAAUGUUUAAGCGUGUGUGUGUGUGUGGUUAAAAAUACUACCUAUUUUCCUCUGCAUGUUCCGAAGCAUUCUAUUGAUAAUGUUAUUGUUUUGUGUCUUUGUACAAAACAGAUCCACAGUGACCUUGAUAAAAAUGGCAAGUGAUAUAAUAGCUUUGUUAAUGUUUAUGGUUGCAUUAAAUGACGUUUUCUAUUAAAUUGGUUUAAAAACAUUCA
Magallana angulata is the source of this 2122-nucleotide messenger RNA. RefSeq lists its product as uncharacterized. Bases 239 to 1033 code for a protein of 264 amino acids. The record is from RefSeq and is a predicted model, not a curated record. NCBI's taxonomy places the organism in Eukaryota, Metazoa, Mollusca, Bivalvia, Ostreida, Ostreidae. The transcript is spliced from 10 exons.